UAGUGCAACGUGCUCGCCUCGAAGACGGUGAACGAGUUCCGAGUGAAGUGCUGCGAAGCAGCGCUCGUCGGCGAGUGCCCGAAGUGCCGCGUUUCUUCUUCCUUCGCUCUUCUCGCCUGCUCGUGCCGCGUCGGCUCGCGUUGGAACGAUCGUCGUCACCCGUCGUGCUCGUCGCGAGUUUUCCUGCUGGGAGCGGUGUGAGUCAGGUAUUAUCACCACCACCAAUCAUCACUGUAGUGAGUUCCGCUACAUCUCCGAUGAGUUCAGUGAUUCAGUGACGACGUGUGCGCGCGCGCCGAUGACUCGAGCGAGUUCCACUACCUGACGCCGACACGCGCCGAAAGAUGCACCGCUGGGCGCACGUCUCGCUGGCGAUCCUGGCCGCGCUCUCGGCCACGGUCGAGCCGAGCAACAGGUACCGGCAGCCGGCCGAGCAGCAGUCGUCGAUCUACUACACGGAGCCGACGACCCUGGUGAACAGUGCGACCGACAGCCACGACGGUGUGACCGAGCUGCACGGCGGCCGCAUCGUCCGAGGUCAGAGGUUGCUGCAGAGGAGCAAGAGCCCGUACUUGCUGCGCGAGGAUCUCUACGUCGAGAGCGACGGCGAGCUCGUUCUCGAGCCCGGGGUGGAGGUCCGCUUCGGCCCGAUGGUCGGCAUCACCGUCCGCGGCGUCGUCACCGCCGAGGGCAAAACAGACGACAAGAUUCUCCUGACCGCAGCGGACGCGGAGACGCAAGUGCCGGUCAUUCAGUCGACAUCUUCGAUACGGCUAGUCGACGGGCCGAGUCCGUUAACAGGCAGACUGCAGCUUCAUCAUAAGGGCAGUUGGCGUUCCGUCUGCACGAACUCGCGAAAUUGGACUCGCGCGGACUUGGAGACAGCCUGCCGACAGCUCGGCUACCAAGGUGGACAAUGGUGGUCGUGGAUCGACAGGCAAUGGCCGGCCAGAUCGCGUCUCCUCCUCGAGGAGCCGGGCUGUCGCGGCAUCGAGCCUGCGUUGGCAACGUGCGAUGGGUGGCUGGACAGACAAUUGGGUGGCGGUGUGUGCGAUUACCAUCCGGACAUGGGUAUCUCAUGCUUACCGCGUCACGACGGUGCGACCAGGGCGAUCAAGCAUUGGCGAGGGAUACGAUUCGAGAACGCGGUGCACAGCAGAUCGCUCAUCCAGGAGAACACGCUCUACGUGCGUCAGUCGAAGUCGAUCCUGCGAAACACGGUGAUCGAAUACGCCGGGACCGGAAGAGAAUACAACGUUACGUCGGCGAUAGACGUGGUGGGUGUGCCACCGAGGAUGGAGUCCAUCUCCGUUCUUCAUUCCGCUUUCAACGGUAUUAACAUUACUACGCCAGAUGCGCCGGUCGUGAUAAAUAAUUGCACCGUGCAGUACAACAAAGGAUACGGGAUUUACGUGAACAGCUCGUCCGGCAUGGUGUACCUCGAGAACUGUACAGUGGAGGAUAACGGCGCGGACGGCAUCAAGUACGUGCACUUUGACGAGCGACCGGACGACAAAUUGGACCGUACCGGCGUGUACGAUCUGUGCACCUUCCCCACGACGACCAGUCAAACCUUCCCCGUCACCAUUUCCAUGGAACAGAGCAAAUACGCGCCUAACGUGAAACAAUGUCCCCAACACAUCUUCGCGAGAUGGGGCCACGUCCUGACGCUGCAUUUUCUGCAAAUGAGAACCGACAGGAACGACAGCGCCAUUGUGGAGGUGUACGACGGUCUCAGCAGCUCCGACAAGCUCUUGGCCAGCGUGAAAAUCAGGAACGGGACGUUGCCGCAGAGCGUGACCUCGACGCGGCAGAAUCUCUUCCUGAAGUUCACGGCGGAGUCGCGGACGAACACGAUCGUGUUCGUGCGCAUCUCGUCCGGCUACCAGAAAACGUACGAUCUCAACGUGACGGGCGGCGUAAUAGCGAGCAACAAUGGUCGCGGUAUCAUCGCGGAGAGGCUGCGGUCCGCUUUGCACAUCCACGAGACCUCGGUGUCGAACAACAAGCACGCGGCCGGCGUGCACGUGCUGGACGGCGCCAUGGACGUCAAUAUUACCGCGAGUCGCGUCGCCUUCAAUGAAGGGGACGGCGUUAACAUCACCGUGAAAGGCGGCAAUCGCAACGUGUCGCGUAGCAUCAUCUCGUCCAACCAUGGUUACGGGUUCGCGGUGUGGCUGAACGACAGCACCGCUACCGAGUACGUGCACUUCAAUCAGACCACCGUGAUCGAGUACUCGAAGAUAUAUCGGAACGACGACAUCGGUGUGCUGGUCGGCAAUUCAACCGGCGACUCGUACGUGAAUAUCACCGGCAACUGGUUCAACAGCAGUAUAGAGACGGCGCUGCAAGUGGAGUCCAGUUGGAGGCGGGACAACGGAUUGCUGAGGCUGCAGAUCGGGCACAAUUCGUUCGUGAAGAACAAGAAGUUCGGCAUCAGGUUGUACCCGGCGCUCAAUCUCCGCGGUACCAUCGAGUACAAUCACUUCAGGGAGCAAAGGAACGGCGGGAUCCUCAUAAGGAACCCCCUCUACGAGGAGUUCAACGUUCUGCCCGCGGACAUCGUGAUUCGGCACAACGAGUUCUACUCCAACCGGGGCACCUUCGUCGCCAGCAUCGGCCUGUCGCCCUACAGCGACGUGCAGCGGCUGCUCUUCACGAGGAACUUCCUGCGAGACAAUCGCGUCCGCGAGCUGUUCGACACCGGCGGCACGUCGAGGGCCAAGUUGAUACCGCGCUCCAGGGUCGCCGCCGUCGUCGUCGUCUCUUCGGCCAACGUCGAGGUCUUCCGUAAUAUCCUGCACAACUCCAACUCGCGUUACGAAAUCGGCUCCCAACUGGAGGACCAGAGCAAGGUGAUCAAUUGCACUUACAACUGGCUGGGGUUCACCGACGACGAGAAGAUAUUCGACCGGCUGUUCCACAGGAAGGACAGAUACAAUCUCGCGAAGAUCGAGUACCUGCCUUACUUGCUGCACAACAGCAACCCGGGCGCGAACACCAUCAUCUCGAAUCCGACGUUCGUCGCGCAGUUCGUCACACCCAGCACGAAUCUGGUCGGCGGCGAGGUCGACGGUCAAGAGGAGCUGAAGGCCGGAGAGUACAUCGUCGAACGCGACAUCAACGUGAGACCAGGCGGCAAACUGAUCUUGCAGCCGGGCGUGACGUUGCGCUUCCCACCUGCCGUGGGCAUGAUGGUCGCCGGCAAGUUGGACGCGCGCGGAAGAGGACCCAACAAUAUCUUGUUCACUCUGAAGGAAGAGCCGGUUAUAGAGCCGCCAAACAAAACCGAGGAGGACUACAUGAUUCAAAUCGACGAGACGGAGUCCGCUCCGGUACGGCUUCUCGGCGGCAAGACGAGCCUCGAAGGAAGAUUACAGGUGAAAAUCGCAAAUAAAUGGGGAACCGUGUGCAACUACGGCUGGACGAUGCUGGACGCGGCGUUGGUCUGCCAUCAGCUGGGCUACAUCCUCGACUCGGACAACUGGUUCAUGGAACGUUCGCAAAUCCCGAACUCGGGGAUCAACGAGGACAUACUGUUCAGCAACGUGCGCUGCACCGAGCACGACAACGACAUAACGAAGUGCCGGGCGGAGCAGCAGCAGGACUUCGAGAACUCGUGCACCCACGCGAACGACGUCGGUGUCAGGUGCCUGGAACCGGCAUGGGCGGGCCUCAGAUUGGGACCGUUGGCACUGAGAAGCGAUCUGCAGUACCUGACGAUCGAGAAGGCGGGCCUGCUGGAUUACAGGACGAAUUUGUUCAAGCCAGCUCUGCAGAUUGACUUCGCUCGGCAUUCCUUAGACGGCAUCAAGGUCGUGAACAAUCUGCAGGACGGCUUAGGGGUGCUGUACUCGGACAUCUACUCGGCGGACGCGAUAAACAUCGUGAUGAACAGCGAGUUCUCGCAGAACGGUGGCAGCGGGGUCAGCUUCAAGCAGCUCGGCAUGCGGAUCGUCAACUCGAGAAUCGAGAGCAACAAGGUGGCCGGUAUCAGGCACAAUCCCGCGCUCUCGGCCGUGCAGCAGAGAGAAUUCGCCGGCUGGUUCUUGCACGCGCCCGACACCACCGUCGACUCCCCGUACAACCCCAUCGUCCUGCCGGAAUCGAAUCAGAACAUCAAGCUCACCAACGGCGAAACCAAGUACAUCGUCACGUCCAAAGUGGCCGGCGAGUCCAUCCGUCGCAUCGUCAGUGUUGAAUGCACCCCGGGCUACGUGAUCGGCAUCCAAUUGCUGAACCCGAUAGAGAAUCGAAGCACGGAACAGAUAAUACUGCGCAACUCGCCGCGCAACGACAAGAAUCAGAUGAGUUGGCAUGUGAAGCGAGAUCUGAGCGUGUUCCCGGUCUCGUCCAGCUCCUUCUUCGUGUUCCUGGAGUACGAGAGCGGCGAGGAUGCUCUCGGUGGAGCCGUCAUGGCUGUCACGCCGCUCUUGGCCCCGGUGCAGAACAUCCCCAACAGGAUCGUGAGCGGGCCCGUGCCCUCGCUGGUGGUGACGAAGACGUACAUCAAGAACAACCAGAAAGGCGUGUUCGCGUCCUACUACAAUCGCUACCUGAACGAGAUCGGGGACUACUUCCUGCGGAAGGCCAACGAGAGCAUCCAGCUGAUCGGAUGCGACAUCUCGCACAAUCACGAGGAGGCCGUUUACGUGUACUCACCGUACUGGAACGUCCACCACACGAACAUGUCCGAGAUCUCCAUUCACAUCAACAGCAGUUUGGUCACGUACAACGGCAAAGGCGUGCGUCAGUUCAGCCGCGACGCCAGGCACUCCAACAACCUCUUCCACUGGAUCAUGCAGGACAGCACGGUCGAGUGGAACCGCGGCGGCGGCUUCGAGGUGCUGCUGCCGGACGUGUGGCAGUACAACGAGAACUUCACGCACUCCCUGUACUUCGCCAACAACACCUGGCGCAACAACGAGCUCUUCGGCUUCGUGGUGGACGGCCACUUCGCGCGGCUCAACAUCUCGCACAAUCGCUUCGAGAGCAACCGCUGCAAGACCGGGCUGAUAUCCGUGCGCGGCAUGGAAAAGCAAAUCAGAAUCGACAACAAUCGCAUCGACGGCAACACCGGCGCCUACAUGGUCGAGUUCCGCGCGAACAGCCAGUCCGAGAUCCUCGGCAACGUGUACGCGCACUUUUAUUACAACGAGGUCAAGCGGAACCGACACGAGGCCGCCGGGCCGUCGCGUCGCGCGACUCUCGACGAUCCCAGCUACGUCGUCGGCUUCCACGGGAUACAGAAGGUGCGAAUCAACCGGAAUCUCUUCGGCGACAACUCGCUGGAUUACGAGCUGCUGGCCGGCAUCAGAACGGCCAAGAUUAACAACGAGGUGGACGUCAUGCAGAACUGGUGGGGCACCGCGGAGGACGCCGGUAUAAGACGGAGAAUCUUCGACUUUGAUGAUUGGAACGACCAUGCGGUGGCCAAUUACACCCCGUAUCUGAUGACCGAUUCGUUAGACUCGUCCAUCUCCGCGUCGUGGCGCAUCAGCCAAGAGAUCGACCUGGACAAUCUGGGCGGUCGCAUCAUCGAGAACCUGUCGUUGCACGCGAGAUCUCAGCCCUACGUCGUGCGUUCCGACAUCACGGUGAUGCCGGAGGCAACUCUGUACAUUUAUCCCGACGUCGUGAUGGAGUUCGCCCCCAACGUCGGCAUCCUCGUCUUGGGAACGCUGAAGGCCGUCGGUGUGCCCGGCCAUGAGAUCAUAAUGCGGCCGAUGAAGCGAACGGCCGUGAACAACUCCGCCAAUGCGCUCAGAAGUCCCGAUAAUUCAGCCAAUCUCGUCGCGUUGCCGAAUGAAAAGAUCCGUUUGUGCAAGGACGGCCAUUGCUCCGCAUCGUACAACGAAGGCUUUCUGGAGUACUUCAACAAAACGACCCUGCAAUGGAUGCCGAUAUGCGACGACCGGUUCACCGAGCGCAACGCCCAAGUGGCGUGCCGGCACCUCGGCCACGACACCCUCAAUGUCUACGUGUCGUACGGGCGCAGGUACGAGCUGCAUCCCGGCUCGCUGACGCGCGUCUGGUCUUGGCCGGAGCCGCUGCAGUGUAUCGGCAAGGAGCAGAGCCUCGAUGACUGCCAGAUACGGCUGAACGGCCAGAUGUUCGGCCAUCGUCACGAGUGCCCGUGGGACGGCCGGUUCGUCUUCCUGCACUGCGGCGAGCGCAACCUGGACGAGGAGCACGAUUACUGGGGCGGGAUACGCAUCGCCAACAGCAAAUUCGAGCAUCACCUGUUCGAUCACCGCUACCACGACAUCGUUACGCACGAGAACAGGAGGCGCGUUGAAUCGGUCCUCAGCUUCGUCAACAUCACCGGCGCCGGGAUCCUGCAUCUGGAGAAGUCCGCCGCUGUACAGUCGAUCAUGAAGUCCCCGGCGAUGGCGCACGUCAAUAUCGACCGCAGCGCUUAUCACGGCAUCAACGUCGUGUCUCCCACGCACACGGUGGAGCUGCUGUUCAACGCGAUCAGCAACGUCCUCGGCAACGGCGUCAACGUACUGUCCCUGACCGGCGAGGGCCGCGAGGCCGACGAGAGCUCGUUCACGCCGCUCAAGGACCUCAAUAUCCCCUAUCACUUGUUCAGCAUGGUCGACAUAUGCGACACCACCAAGGAGAUCGAGAUCGAGGAGCGCGUGAUCGUCUAUUACAAGUACGACAAUUACCCGGUGAACUGCGUCAAGAUCUUCCGCAGCCCCGAGAGGUCCAAGCCGUUCGGAUUCAGACUCUUGCAAUUUAAUCUGUACAACUCCACCGGGAAGCCCGGCCGCGCCGACGGUAUCACCCUGUACGACGGCGACAUUUACAACAUCACUUCCAGGAAGAUAGGCCACCUGGAGGUCAACUCGGCGGACGAGAAGAAAAUGUUCAAGACGCAGGAGCCGAGCCUGAGCGUGAGGUUCUUCGCGAACGGCGCCAGCAACACGCACGGCUUCAUCGCGGAGAUCGUGACUCUGCCGAUAUCCGCGAUCGGUUUUAAUCGCGACGUUCAGCACAACGUCUCGUAUUCCGCGAUAUCGGCAUGCCGGGAGGGCGCGGUCAAGUACGCGAGCGCCGGCGAGGUGAACGCCAUAAUAACGCUCGAGCGCAAUCAGUUCGUGGGGAACUGCGAGAAGCUGUACGGCAACUUCACCACCUGCAAGUCCGCGCUCUGGUUCGACGUCCAGAACACGCAGUCGCUCUACUUCAGGUACAACCUGGUGCAACGGAACCAGGGCGGCCUUUCCAUUCGCGCCGACUCCAGAGGCUCGGCGACCUCCCUCAAAGCGUGGAUUCACAAUAAUCUCUUCGCGGAGAACUUCAACAAGCCCGCGUUGUACGUCGAGGGCCGGCAGAGCAGUCCUUAUCAGGAGGUGACGAUAUUCCGGAAUUACUUCACGAAGAACAACGCUCCCUACGAGAACAACAUCGUGCUGAAGCAGGUGGUGAGCAACAUGACGCUGAAUUAUCUGCACGGGAACCUCGGUAUGCACCUGCUGGAGAUCUCCGGCUUCGAGAAGGUCCGUCUGCGCAUUUACCAGAGCACGUUGCACAACGGCUUCUACAAGAACUACGCGGUGGACCGCGCGGGCCGCAGCACCGUCGUCGCCGGCACACCCGGCCAGCUGUACGUCGACAACGUCUUCUUCAACCCGGACAACGAUUACGAGAUGCUGACCACGAACAGGUCUCAGCAGCUGGAGAUAUGGCUGUCCCACGUAGACGCGCGGCACAACUGGUGGGGUUACAACGAGACGCUGGCGGUGGCGGGGCGCAUCAGGGACCGCGGGGACUCGCCCGAGCUGCUGCAGGUCGAUUAUCAGCCCUUCCACAUGAACAACAAGUCGGUGCUGAGCGGCAAAUGCCCGCCGGGCUGGGACCUCGUCGGCGACACCUGCUACAUAUUGAUCGGCGCGCCGAUGGACUUCUACAGCGCCCGGGACUUCUGCCGAUCGGCCAACGCCUCGAUGCCGUUCAUCAUGGGCGAUUACCUGGAGCUGUGGAAGUUCGCGCGCAGGCAGCAGGAACGAUUCGACUACUCGGAGCGCGUGUGGGUGCAGCAGCUCGAGCGGCUGGACCAGUGCACGGUGUUCACCUACCAAACGAUCGAGAUCGACCACUGCGCCCAGCCGAAUCCGUUCAUCUGCGAGAUCGACCCGAGGGUCAACAUCGACCCGCUCUCGUGGCGGAAGGACAUCGUCGCGGUCGGCGUCCUGGGAGCGGUCGGUUUCGCGCUCGCCCUCCUCACCACGGCCAUCGCCCUCUGGGUGUCCAAGUCGAAGAAGCGGAAGAUCGAGAGGCUGGAGCGACGGAACUCGAUCCGCCAGUCCCUGCACUCCCUGAGGUCGGUCGGCUCCACCACCGGCUUCACGGAGCUCGCCUACAGGCGAAAACCCAUCGCGACUAAACACUCCACGGACACGCUGAACUCCAAGUCGCUGGACUACAGGCGCAUGCUGAACGGCGGCAGCCUGGACUCGAUGGACAAGUCGCAGCUGAACUCCUCCAUCGAGGACAGCCAGAGCUACGACGUGUACGAGGCGCACAAUCCGCGCUACUCGCCCAGCACCAGCGAGGCGUACAAGAGCGGCAACACCGGCCAGCCGAAGUACGCCGCCGCUCAGAGCGUCGACAAUCCGGUGUUCGACCUGGCUUACCGGAACGAGGGCUUCCGCCAUCACUCCACCUUCGCCGCGAGGAACGCCGACGACAACACCGACUGGGCCUCCCAGCCGAACGUGCAGUCGACCUCGCAGGACAGCCCGACGCGGGACGUUCACAACGAGAGCUCGUCGUACCUCAACAACGCCUCGACGUUGCCGCUCCACUCGAGCAUCGCCCUCAGCGACUCGAUGAGCGAGCUGAAGCAGGACAUCGAGGCGUCGGCCGCCUACGACCCGGUCGAUUACGACCCGAGGCGCACCUACGACACGGCCACGUUGACGCCCAGCCAGGCGUCGGAACCGGUGCCGGAGUACCCGUCGGACUUCCAGCCGCCGAUACCGCCGCAUCCGUACCGCUACGAGGACAGCAGGCCGCGUAGCGAGGCGCUCUUGGAGACCAACUUCGACACGAGCGAGGAGCGGCCGCUGCGUUCCAAGAGCGAGGCUCUCCUCGAGACCAACCUCGACGCGUUCCUCGUCAGCGAGCCUACGGAGCUCACGCAGUUGUCGGCGGGGGCGCGCAGCAAGAGUCAACCGCUGGAAACGGCGAUGUGAGCGCGCUCGGCUGCACUCGCGUCGACCACGGCGUUGUAUGACACACGCGCCGGUUGACACCCACCGGCUCGGCCCACCCAUCGGUGUGACGAAUCGAAUAUGUAGCGACGAUCAAAGCACUGCCGGCUUGCGAGCGAAGCUCGCACAAUGAGAGACUCUCCCGGGAAAAUACGACCACAAGUCGUUACUUGAAAGUUGCGUCAGACCAGAGACGAGUGAGACGUUCAGACAGCGCGAACUUCUGAAGGAACUCUUAAAGAUGUCUCCGAAGAACGACUGAGAUAAGUAAAACGUCCCUUGGACGUCUUUGAGACGUCUCUUAAGGCACGUCCCGCGUGAAGCGCAUAGACAUCCAGCGCAUGAAGUCCGUCCCCUUUCUCCAGCAUAUACUUUGUACGCUGAUCACGUAGAGUUGCCAUAAACUGGCCUCGGUCGCACGUGAGGGGAAGACGCACACAAAGCGCGUGCCGUGUAGAGACAAGUUUCAAGUAACGACUUGAUUGUUACGGACGUAAGAUGUCUUAAGAUGCCUUAAGUUGUUCUUUAGACGAUAAGACGUUGAAAUUUCACGUUGCCCGACGAAGUUGCGUCCGUACGAGCGCGACGCGAGUUUCACUUCGACGGAUCGUUAUUUAUUAUCAUAACGACGUGCUAUUUAAUCCCAAUUAGCGAUCAUCGGCGCUAUCUGAUCGCGCUGUUGACGACGACACCGUGAUGGCACGAAACGAGCGAUACGAACGAGUGAAUUAUGCCAGAUAAGCUUGUAGAUACUCUUUAGGUACUCUUUAGGGACAAAUCGAUCGUUAAUGUUACAUUCCUUUUGGAUAUACGUAUUAUACGAUUUAUAUGAGUAUUGAUCGUCGGGAAAAACGGGGGGGGGGGUUAAUUAUAGUUUCGUACUCGAUAUAAGAGAAAAUGCGAGAGCCACGAUUGAGUAAUUUCACUGUCGCUGCGAAGCUGUGAGACCUCGAGGGACCUCAUGUAUUCUUAAUCAACAUCGCACGUCCACACGUUGUUCUUCGUCGAAUCGUCAACGCUAUUUAACGACAACAAACGAAUUGUACGUGUCGGACUGAUCGAAGGGUCCGUUCGCAGAGAAGAGGGGCGAGUUUUCCCUCCUUUUCUAUCUGGUCAAUCCGACGUUCCACGUUGACCACGUAAGAAGCCGGGAGUUACCAAAAAACAGUGACAAACUCGAGACUCGUAUCACGCAACAACGUACACUGCCAGGUGUGUCCAAUCCGAGCCUGCUUCGAUUAAACUUCGAAGCGAGACGUACUUUAACACUCUCGAGUAUCGAUAGAUCGAUUGGCUAAAUCGGUCGGUUUUAAGGUCCUUUUAAGUGAUCACACCUUCCGGGAGGUGUCUCGUUGUGAGUUGCCGACGCUCCUCGCGCGCUUCGACCGCGCCCGGGGCUGCUCGCGCAAGCUCGAGCGCACAAGUUCGAUCGAGAUGCAGAAAAGCACCGCGCCACGGUGAGAUUAACACGAUUAAUAAUAAUAAUAAUAUUCGCGCCGCGGGAGCGCACGGGAGUGUUCUGGAUUUCGCUCGGAGGGUGAAGCUUCACUCGCGCUGACGUAGACUUUUCGAACCGCCGCCUCCUUUUUAAGUAAGCUGAUCUCAGCCGACUCGUCGUUGUCGAGAACAUGUUUUUAUAUACCUGCCUUUACAGAACAAAGUAUCCGUCCGUACCACGUAAGUUUAGCGGCAAGAUAGCAAUCGCCUCUUCCUGGCGGGGCGCGCGAUAGACACAGGAUGUCGUCCAGGCUGAAUUCUCGCCACGGAUAAGAAGAUCCUCGCACGGAGAAAACGAGUUGCUGCCGGGAUAAAGCAAAUUGUCUGUUAAUAUUGUGAAAAGAUUCGUUACACGGAAAAGAUCAUUUUGCUGUUGUGUCGCAAAACCGUCAUUGCUGCAGCGUCGUUGCGUCACUAUAUUGAACAAACAUUCGCUGUUGUAGCAAAUUUUGUUUUCUCCGUGUGGGAUCCUUUUUUUUUUUUGGAGGGGGAUUCUUCCCCCCAAGGACACUCGCGUACCUGGAACAUCCUGUGUGCAGUCGGCGUCGUCUAUGCUGUACCAUUCCUUAGAUCGAGUUUACGCCAGGCUUGUUCUUUUUAGCUGAACUAGCGCUGUAAUGAACUGACUUUGAUCUUUUUCUUAUGCUGGAUUACAUGCUCCCAGAGAACUCGAAGACGUCCUGAGGACAGUAAAACGUCCAUCGUUACGACGUAAACGAUAUCUUGGAGACGUCUUUUAAAUAAUUCUAUAUGUUGUGCAGAUUGUUUCAUUUUAACGGCGAAAAGUACGAUCCAGUUCAAUUAAAGAGAACAAACCUGCAAUUUUCAGUCUUAUACACAUAUAUACGCGUAAGGUAAAAAAAAUUGUUAUAAUUAGUUAUAAUUUAGUAACCGUUAUAUAUAUUUAAUUUUAUUUUAUUUUUAGAGCCUUUAUAUAACCCUGUCACAUUAUAAUUGAUAGAGUUACUUGUGCGAUUUUCAACCUUAUGGAUCACAUGUACAAGGCUGAAAAUCGUGUGAUUUUCCGUCUAGGGAAUGAUACGUAAGCAUACAUGCGUGACGCCGAAUAUGCAGGGUGUUGCAUCUAAGAUAAAAACACCAGUGUACGGACACGUACCUAACUCUGGGCAUUCCUGUUGUUUUGAUCUUUAAAAAUAAAUCUUUAAAUUUUAAAAAUAAAAUAUAUGCAUGUGUGUGUGUGUGUGUGUCUAUGUAUAUUCUAUGUUGAAAGUUUAAAUAAUUCAUAGUUUAAAUUUUAUGCCCAUCAAGGCUUAUUGGAGCCGCUUUCAAUCACGUGUACCCUUGUAUCUUUGCACUGGUAACCCAGCGUACUGCUCUGUAUGUAGGUGCAACAUCCUGUACGUAAGUGUGUGUGUUAUGUAUGAAUGAUAUGUAGUGCCUAUAGUCGAACGUGAGAUCAUCUACGGCGUAGAAUGCGCGUUUGACGAGUAUCUUCGCCAUAAGUUGCGUAGAUCUCUCUUAGCGGUAGCGUCGAAACUUCAGUUUCGACGAGCUUAACUAAUGAAGAAGGAAAGGGUUUACUUAGGUCUCGUCGCACGUUCUCUCUCAUAGGCACUCGCGUGAAUGGAACAAUGAUAUCACAAGGCUGCCUUAUGUAUAUUUGAGAAAUAAAGCGAAUAAAUCAAGUAAAUCCGACAGGAUUCGAGUAUCAUGAUCAUUCGCCUUCAGGAGAAUUCACAAUUAGAUUACGUACUAGGCCUUGUUCUUUUUUACGUUUUUUUUUAUCUGCACUGGAACGUUGUUUCUUUUCUCUUCAAAGUUCGAUUAGACAUGGUGAAGCAAUGGCUAUUAUCAUCUUGAAUAUCUUCGGAAUACGAUUGAGUAGAGGAGAAAACGAACUGUCUGAAUGUAACGAAUGAUAUAAAUAAAGCAGGAGCACGCAAAUUUUGCAUCGAUAUAUCAGUGGUCAUCAUUUCGAGCAUCUUCCGCAAAUGUAAGCUUUUUUCAUCUUCGACAUUCUUCUUCGAUUUCAUCUUCGAAUGUCUGUCGACAUUCUCCUCUUCCUUCUUGCAAACGCGUUUCGAACGACGAGGUGUGCCCAUACAGAAACAAUUCGGGAAUAACACGUGCGGAUGGCAUCCGAGAAUAAAAUAGGCAGUGUCUUUCAAAACAAUAUCGAAUAUAUUAAUAUUAAUAUCGUCAAUAACAUAAUUAAAUAUCAGGUUACUAUUCGUCGCAGCCGUUUUCUCGAGCCGCCAAAACGGAUAUUGGCGUGGGAGAUUCUUUCUACGUCUUUUUCUCACUCUCUCUCUCUCUCUCUCUCUCUCUCUCUCUCUCGCUCUCUCUAACAGACGAAGAAAAUCCGCAUGCCACACUCAGUGUGGCCUCAGGACGCGGUUUACGUACCAACACAUACUUAAACGGCUCCGUCCGCAUUUCUCGCGUCUAAAGGACGCGCGACAUGUAUCUUCGGCUGAAGGAUAUGUAAUCUUACGAUUUUACAGAUAUGCAUCUAUUCGUGUGUCUUGCGUGUUGCGUUGUGUAUGUGUGUAAAUAUAUAUUUAUAUAUAUAUAUCUAUAUGUGUGUGUAUGUGUAUAUAUAUAUAUAUAUAUAUAUAUGUAUAUACAAUUUUCUAAUAUAACUAUAUAUAUAUAUACUCUUAGAGGAGGCUCAUAUCGAGAUCGCCUAGUCAGGUACCUCCGGAUGCGUUCGGAUCGAUUGAUACGCUGUCACUGUCCAAGACAGUUUUCUCUCUAAGGUGACUCGGCUACAGAAUCGCAUCGCUACGACGCGAAAUAGCCACGACGACAGUGAGAACAAUCAUGAUUAGAACAAUCAUCAAUGUCUACUCGUCGCUUGAACAAAUACGCCGCGCGUCCGCUCUCACCGACGGGAAAUUACACAAUUUGCUAUUCUCUAUAUUAUUCAUCGACUCAACAUCCCCCCUUUCCUCCGCAUAUAUAUAUAUANUCUCUCUCUCUCUCUCUCUCUCUCUCUCUCUCUCUCUCUCUCUCUCCAUAUAUUAUUACUCGAUAAAAAUACGUCUACGUAUCGUCGUCCGAGGAAAGAAAGCGGAUGAAAAUGAGGGGAAGGAGGGCCACCCGACCAAGUCGACCGUCGGUGAGACCGGAGACGCCGACUUCACAUCCGCCGUUCAUCAGAUCUCCUCAGCGCAUCGGAGGCGCACCUGUACGAUCUCUAUUGCACAAGUUACCACGAAGGAGAAUUAUUACAAACUAUUGCACCAAUCGUGCGUGAUCACACGUACGGUAACGACACAACGCACGAGCACCAAUGGGGAUAUCUCGCAUUGCACAGGUCUCGUUUGCCGUCGGAGCGGAGCUCCUCGUCGUCGUGCCCACGUCGUCGCGCUCGUCGGCGCACUGAAGCGCGCGGGUCGUCGCGAAAUUGCGUUUUAGGGAAAAGGGGAGAAGAGGGAGAAAGAAGGGAACCCCCGACGGGAGGAAGGGGUCUCACUUCGGCCCGCUCGCGCGCGUGAUCCCUAAGUGGCCGGUCAGCUUCGUUGCGAGGGGGGUUGGGAAAAUCGAUGGAUCGUGCGAAUAAAGGAGUUGCACCGAACAGUAGUAUAGUACUUGAUUGAAAUACGAAUGCAGACGUCGCACGAGGAAGCCUGCGUACACUCGAAGUUAAAAAAAUGCUCGACUCAGUAAAAAAGAAACAAGCAACACGCUCCGGAAAACGUAAAUAUAAAAAUACAAUGCUCUAAAAAGCAAAGUUAAGAAUUUCAUAUUUUUGUAUAUAAAAAUAUAUACAAAGGUAUAAAUGAUAUAAAAACAUCUUUUCUCCCCUAUCGGAAGUGUAAUUCUAUAAUAUAUAUAAUUCAAAAUAUAAUUAUGAAGUUAAUUUUCUUCUCGUGACAUUACUUGAUUGUAUGUGUAUAUAUAUGUAAUAUCGAAAUGGAAGAUCAAAUUCAUUUUCUGCGUCGAGGCUUUUUGUACUAACGCAUCUCGUCAUCAUACUUUUUGCACUAAUAAAGCGCCCGCCUCGCCUUUAUUCGCACGUCCCACGAGACAUCACUCGACGUGUCGCCUUCAACUCGGGGAUGUGACUUCGGCGCGAGUCCGACGCUGUACUGAACUUUAAGGGGAUUCAUCAAUCGCGUAUCGUUUUCGGCUGACGAUCACCGGAACACAAUAUGUAUAAA
Dinoponera quadriceps is the source of this 14848-nucleotide messenger RNA. RefSeq lists its product as uncharacterized. The transcript has 19 exons. Gene Ontology annotation, cellular component: membrane. Lineage: Eukaryota; Metazoa; Arthropoda; Insecta; Hymenoptera; Formicidae. Bases 345 to 9206 code for a protein of 2953 amino acids. The record is from RefSeq and is a predicted model, not a curated record.